This is a messenger RNA of Plectropomus leopardus (leopard coralgrouper), 1325 nucleotides long. Its product is annotated as DNA damage-inducible transcript 4-like protein. Lineage: Eukaryota; Metazoa; Chordata; Actinopteri; Perciformes; Serranidae. The record is from RefSeq and is a predicted model, not a curated record. Gene Ontology annotation, cellular component: cytoplasm. Gene Ontology annotation, biological process: negative regulation of signal transduction.
CAGCGAGACAAACGGAAGUAAGAAAAAUAAACGAACGGCGAAAGUCAAGAGGGAGCGAGAGCUAAGCUAACAACUUAUAUAAGGUUGCCUCAGGUCGGUCCCUCUCUCUGUGCAAUGCCCAGACAUGUUGCAUCAGGAAGCUUCUCGAUUGAACCGGUCAGUCCCGCCCCCACGCGAGGGAGCUCAGCUGAUGCAACGACAGCACCUCCGCUAUAAAAGCUCGCGCUCGCCUUCCCUCGCUGCUCAGCUCAACCAAGUCACUACAUGGAGAAAACACACGCUAAACGUUUGGAGGAGAUACCGGAGCUUCACAAACCAGAAUCAGGAUGGUCGAUACCGCGGCUCUGCUCUUUGGGCACGGAGCGCCCGUCUUUGCGGAGGAAGAAAGUGUCGUUGAGAUGAUAGGAAAAUAUUUCCUCCAGCUCACAUCCCCGAGCAGAAAGACGAGCUCAGCCCGGCGGGGGAGUGUCGAGAGCUGCGACGAGACUGACAACAACUUGCCUUUUGCCGACGUGGACGCUGGUUUGGAGCAUGAAGAACGGCUCCUGCAGCAGGAGGUGACCCGGCGGAUAGAGCAUUGUCUGACAGAGGCCAAAGCUUCUACCUUACACUGCCAGAUGCUGCUGCUGCCUCGCCAGAUGACCACCAGGGUUGGCCAGGACGUGGUGCGCUCCUCUGCUGAUGAGCCCUGCGGCCUGCGGGGUGCUUCUAUCAAGGUCUACGUUGAGGGCAAAGAUGGCCUGAAGUCUGUGGGGAGCAUCCUGGUAGAUCAAAGUGUCACCCCGACAUUUGAACUGUCUGUGAUAUUUAAGGCAGACAAGGACGACGGCUGGCCGCCGCUAAAGCACAUCUUUGAUACCAACAAAGUGCUGAAGCUGAGAGCAGAAUACCGGCUGGUGAAGAGGAAACUCUACUCUUCAGCCAGCCCGGUCAUUCAUGAUUUCAACUAGAUUUUAACCCCUCUUUCACCGUUUACUUCUUUUUUAAAGUUUUUUAUUUUUAUGAAUGUUAUUCUUGACUUUAUCUGAAAUGUCAGGCAUCAUGCACAAAAUUUGGCCCUGACUGUGCUGGAAAAUGCUGGAGUUUCCCUGUGUUUUAUCUCAGCUCUAAGACAAUAGAUUGUUCUGUAUUCCUGUAUGAAUGAAUGACUUGUGAUUUCCUAAACACUGUAGCCAAAUAAGAGUAUUUUGCACAGAAUGGUUGAAUGUUAAAGUGUACGCUGUAAACAUAAAAAACUUCCUUCCAGGACUGGGCGGGUCCCACUCCUGAUGUGUGCUGUACUUUUGUUAUUUAUGCAGUUGUAAAAUAAAUUUUUUAUACUACAA